GUGCGCAGUCAUCGGCAGCAAAGGCAGCCCUGUGCAGCUCAAUUGGAAGCUGAAGAAGCUGGCCGCGGCGCCGCCUGCAACUGGCGAGUGUAGCAGGGACUCUGUGCUGCUACCAGCAGAGCUGCCCAAGGCCUUCGACGAGCAGAGCCAGGUGCAUGUGCUCGACUACGACACGCCCAACGGCUCGGUUCGGUUGCGCAGUCGCGCCGUGGUGCUCACGGCGCCUAGCUACGUGACCGCGGAGCUUCUCCGACCGGUGUGCGCCCCAGCCGCCGAGACCUUGUCCGCGAUCCGGUACCCUCGCGUUGCGGCAGUGACAGUGGAGUAUCCCAGAAGUGCCUUCCGCGAGCCCGCGCACGGCAAGGGCAUUGUGAACGGCUUCGGCCAACUGCAUCCGCGAACGCAGGGCAUUCGAACCCUUGGAACCAUCUACUCCUCAUCACUCUUCCCAAACCGCAUGCCUGACGAUGACAAGAUCAUGCUGCUCCACUACAUAGGCGGCGCCCGCGAUCCUGAGCUGUUUGGCGGGAUCCAGGACGGCAAGUAUUGCCCGAGGUUGGAGAUCGGUCUAGGAGAGAACAGCCUGGCCUCCCAAGUCAUCACCGUUCUGACCUAUGUUGGUGGGGAAAAUGUCGUGAAGUGA
Symbiodinium natans is the source of this 643-nucleotide messenger RNA. Lineage: Eukaryota; Dinophyceae; Suessiales; Symbiodiniaceae. The record is from the annotation of a GenBank genome assembly.